Molecule: messenger RNA, 881 nt
Organism: Amphimedon queenslandica
Lineage: Eukaryota; Metazoa; Porifera; Demospongiae; Haplosclerida; Niphatidae
Exons: 3
Coding region: 361-879 (172 amino acids)
Source: RefSeq, a predicted model, not a curated record
ACAGACAUUUUCAACAAGCAGAUCAUUAAAUCUGCUUGAAAUUGAAGUGUACAAGCCUAAGAUUAAGACUAUGGUGUCCUGGUUAUUUCUCUUAUCAGUACUUGCAGUCACUUUUCUUCUUCCAUAUCCAACAACAGGCCAAGUACCUCCUCCCAGUGUAUCAAUAGUUGCUGAUCCUCCAACUGGUCCAAUAUAUGAGAGUACAAGUUACUUACUAACCUGUACAGCUACAGUAAACACUACAAUAGUGAUACACCAGUAACUGCUAGUGUAGUAUGGACUGAUCCUAGUGGUAAUGUAAUACAAACUAAUGAAGCAAGACGUCGAGUGAUACCUCCAACUGGUAACAGUCUUGUAAGCAUGCUAUUGUUUCAACCUAUUGAUACUGGUCUUAAUAAUGAUGGAGGAACAUAUACCUGUCAAAUGAUCAUCAAUUCUGGUAACUCAUUAAUAGCACCAAGUGGAACUACUAAUACUACUCUUGUUGUUACUGUUGAAAGUCUUCCUUCAAUGAUGGUAGAUUUCUCAUCAGUUGGUUCAGUUGAAGUUGGUCAGAGUCUAACUAUAACAUGUACCAUAACAACAGUUGAGAGAUUAGUAGUAAUACCAAUGAUUACUUUCUUUAAAAUGAAUGAUACAGAUAUGGAAAUGCUCUCUAACUUAAAUAGACCAUACACUAUCACAACAGAUGAUACUGGUUCAGUUACUAACUAUACUCUAAUACUGGAUCCAGUGAGGUUUGAAGAUGCUGGAAUGUAUACAUGUAUGGCUGAGUUUAAUGUAACUGGUUUUAAUAAUACCAAUGAUCCUAGCACUGCUACUUAUGAUUCUCAAGAGGCUAGUGAUGUUUUCACCUUGAUUGUUGACUGUAAGUUAUAAAU